Molecule: messenger RNA, 900 nt
Organism: Peronospora farinosa
Lineage: Eukaryota; Oomycota; Peronosporomycetes; Peronosporales; Peronosporaceae
Source: the annotation of a GenBank genome assembly
AUGUCCAGCAGCUACAAACAGAAAAAGUUAAAGACAUUAGCUACGCGCAAGAAGACGCGCAAACGCCGUAUGGACAAUGGCAUGACAUUCGAAGACGAUUCAGGUCGGAUGUUUCAGCCGCCGAGCACACGUGAUCCACGGUGGAAGAAGCCGUCAAUGGAUGAUGUGGUGUCUAGCAUUUCCAAGACUAAAAGGCAGAAGAAAAACGAUAAGAAACGACGUAAACUCGCUCUUGACCAAGGACAAGGUGAAGACGAUAAUAACAAAGUUUUCCAGCGUGACUCGGCCCCCAAUGAUGAAGAAGAGGAAUAUAACAAUGUGGAUAGUGAUAGUGAAAAUUAUGCACAUGUGGUGCCGAAGACAUUACUGCAACUGUGUAAGUCGCUGGAUGACGUGGUGGAGAAAGCUGCAGCAUUGCAUGCAGAGAUCCGCCGUAAAGAUGGUCGACAGAAGACCAAAGUGCUGCUUCUCGUCGACUGUCGGUCAAUUUUUAAGCUGAUGAAGAAGAAAAUGCACAUUCGACCUGAAAUGGUGAAGCCCAAGAGCAAACGUGGUGUCGGCUCUGCUAAGAAGCCAGACAUGGUCUACAAGAAUACUGGACUGGUGAAAACGCCGCUGGAUCGCUUCAAGGACGUCAACAAGACUGUUCUCACGGGCUACAAGAGUGGCAAGUUGUCGUCUAUCCUCGCGGAAGAUCUGUCCUUCUAUCCGUACACUGAUCUUAAAGUGCAGCAUGUGAUUUUUGUGGCUAAGGAGGCAGCAUCGGCUAUAAACUUGGACCAUAAUUUGCUGCAAAAUGUCAAGCUGCACUUGUUUGUCGUCGACAAUAAGAGCGCAACGGGAUUAUCGAAAGAUGACGUCAAGGCUCUAACAGAAAAGUAUGAAGUCACGAGCGCGUAA